Messenger RNA from Prorocentrum cordatum, 1461 nucleotides. Lineage: Eukaryota; Dinophyceae; Prorocentrales; Prorocentraceae. The record is from the annotation of a GenBank genome assembly.
AUGCUGGACGCCUGCUGCGCGCUCGCCCGCUGUUCGGCUCCAGUGCACACGCUCGCCGCGAGCCGCGCGCGCCUGCCGCAGGCUCGAGCCACGCCCGCGGAGGCCAUGGGCGGCAGCUCUUCCGCUCCCGCAGCGCACGCCGGUUCCGCGGCGUCGGAGCCGGGCGCGGCCCCACUGCCGAGCCAGGAGGGCUCCUCGCCAGCUGGCAGCUCGCAGGAGCAGGAGGCGAAGGCCCGGCCGCCAGACGGAGGGCAUGGCGCAGGCACGGGCGCCGCAGGCGCAGCGACGCCGGCCAUCGAGCAGGAGACCACGGCCGCCGCCGGCGCCGCUCCCGCGCACUCGCGGCGGCUGGCGAGGAUAGAGGCCACCGCGCGGCAGCGCGUCGCUGGGGUGCGGAUAGUGCUGGAGGACCUGCAGAACGACGGAAACCGGGCGGCCAUCCUGCGCUCGGUGGAGUCCCUCGGGCUGCUCUACGUGGAGGAGGUGGUACCAACAGCGGAUCCAUCAGAUGACCCACUUCCAGACGCUGGGCCACCGUCUGCGACGACCAAGCCCCGUAUUCGCCGGCGAGAUCCCCGAGCUAAACAAACCAGCAUCGUGAAUGGAGCCGAGAAGUGGCUCCACGUGACACGGCACUCGAGUGUGAAUGAGUUGCAGACGAAGAUGGAGGCUUUAGGUAUUCCCAUGCUCGCAGCCAUGCCGAUGCCAGACCAAGAUCUCGGGGAGCCUGAGGAUCCUGGAAAGGCACUUCCUAGACGAAGCCACGUAGCGCUCUGCGACGUCGAUUUCCGCCCGAAGGGCGGUGUUGCGCUCGUCUUCGGCAGCGAAGGAAGGGGGAUAUCCGGGGAGAUGCUGGCAGCCUGCGGCCACCGCUGCUUCUCGAUCCCAACACCUGGCAUGACAGAAAGCCUGAACGUGAGCGUCACCGUGGCGCUCUGCGCCUUCUGGGCGAGGGAGGCUCGCCUGUCGGCCGUUGCACCCGCCUCCGGGGGGACGUCGACGAGGGCCACCACCGACCUGGACGCGGGCGCGGCCGUGGCCCUUCAGGAGCAUUACCGCCGGCUCAGCGGGGAGCACAACUUCGUGAGGCGGGUCAAGAGGGGCGACGUCAAGGCGGCCGCCCGCGACGCCACCGGGGAUGCCGCCGACCAGCCCGGCCCCGCUGCCGCACUGGAGCCCCGCUCGAGGUGCCCGCCCUUCAGGAGGGACAUCAGCAUGUGGAUCCCGGACGCCUUCGUCGACAGCGACCUCCUGGAGGUGAUCCGUGGCGAGGGCGGGGACCAGGUCGAAGCGGUGGACUUGAUCGACGAGUUCACGGACGGGAAGACCGGCAGGAAGUCGAAGGCCUUCCGGGUGGUCUGGCGCGAUUCGUCUCGGGCCCUCACCAGCGAGGAGGUCAACGCGAGGCACGGGGCCGUGCUCAAGCGGGUCGUGGGCGAGCUGGCAGUGGAGCUGCGCUGA